AUGGCGGCAAUAGUAAAAGAGCAGAUAGCAGCUGGGCAAUUCACCACGGCAAAGAUGACGUGGACGAAUCUUGUUGAUUUGAUUGACCAGCAGAGUGAUGGCGUGGAUAUGCUAAAUUUCUUGCUUGACAAAGGCGAAGGCUCAUCGACGAGCCAGGUGUUUCCGUCGACCCCCAACACCAUUGACGGUCUCAUGAAUGGGGUCAUUAAAGAAAAGUUGAAGGUUAUUCCUAAGAACAUAAUUUGGCAAGGAGUGGCUAUUCAAGUUUUCGAAGCAAUGAAUGCUACCUACAUGAAGCCAGCAAUCAAUGAGGUUGAUCAAUUGCUAGCAUAUGGAGUAAAUGUGUCGGUUUACAAUGGGCAAUUCGAUGUGAUAUGCUCGACAAUCGGUGUAGAAGCUUGGGUCAAAAAACUCAAAUGGGCUGGUCUGAAGAGUUUCUUGAGCACGCCAAGGCAGGCUUUGCGAUACUGUGAUUCUCCAGCGCGCUGCCUCAACCCCGUGAAGGCAUACGCUAGAUCAUACCAGAACCUGAACUUCUACUGGAUCCUCGGAGCUGGACACACGUUCAGUCACCUGACAGCUAGGAAGAUAUCCUCUGUAUGUGGUAUGUGCAGGUGA
Triticum turgidum subsp. durum (durum wheat) is the source of this 618-nucleotide messenger RNA. NCBI's taxonomy places the organism in Eukaryota, Viridiplantae, Streptophyta, Magnoliopsida, Poales, Poaceae. The record is from the annotation of a GenBank genome assembly.